AUUUAAGGUGAGGAGAACAACAUUCUCAAUCUUUUCCAAAUAGUGAAGGGGAGCUGGGGCUCUUUUAAAGUCCCCUACCCCACAUAAACCAGGCGUGUGACUCAUGCCUGUAAUCGCAGCAGGGCAGAGAAGACUGGAUAAUCAGGAGUUCAAGAUCGUAGUGAAGGAGUCAACGGAGGGAGGAAUAUGCAUGGUCAUCCAGGUACUAACAGGAGAAACGAGGAAACUGAUGCUCACCUAGCGUUAGCAAUCCAUACCCGUCUUCUUAAAGGCUUUAUAUUGUUCACACCUACUCUUUUUUAAGCCUGUGCAGUUCAUCCACCGCAUGGGAGUGUUCAUACUUUGCUGCUCUAUAAGGAGUGGGGAGGCUCCAUGCUCUGAGCUGUAAUAAUAAUGUCAUUUGUUGGAAUGAGUGCCAAAAUGCCUUGGGAAAUGAAUGGCUGCAGAGUGGUGGUGUUGACCAGAUGAGAGAGGAAGUAUUAAAGGGAAGUUCUAGAGAAUUGCAGCCCUAGAGAGGGUGGGUAGAUAGCACCAAGACAAAAUAAUGUUCUUUAUUAAGGCUGUACUGGCCUUCCCCGUGUGAAAUGUAAAUGGAUUGUACUAUCUUUUCUUUCAAAGGGUUAAAUGAGACAAAAGGAGUUCCAUCUUUAAAGAGAUUUGUGAAGAUGCCAUCUGGCAAAGAUCCCUCCCCCUGUUAGCAUUUUUUGUUUUGAAAGUAUGUGCUCCAGGUUGUAUACUGUUCCCCAAAGCUUCACGUUGCUUAUCAACUGCACUGCUUUAAGUUAGCCAGUCUUAUACGCAUGGGAAACCAGGCUCUGACUUCUCAGAGUAGGGCCCGAGACCCCUUUGUGUUAGGAAUGAAAACCUACUAGCACAUCCACUUCACUUACCACUAAAAGCCAUUUUGCAGAAGUUAAAACUUUUGUAUUGCCCCAUUUUCUUGUGACUCCCAGACCUGCUUCUAACAACGGGAAUGUUGGGACAUACGUGCAAGUCAGCAAGGGUACACAUUGAGACUUUCUGGGCUAGUGUGUAAGGAGGCUGAAAAUUACAUCUUAUGUUCUAAAAGCUUUGUAAUGUGGGGCGCUGUGUGAGAGUGUGUGCAUGACAUAUCCACUCGGACGUAGUGAAUACCAAUUUAAUCAUAACGUUCAUAGUCAUAUUGAUCUUAUGUGUGGAGGUCACGAGAGAAAUAGAAAAGCACCCAGGAAACAGCAUGGUCUGCACAUGAAUCAUUAGAAGAACUUUGGAGUGCAGGGAUUUCAGGUCAUUGAAAUUACCCAUGCUUACCAAAUGAUAGUCAAGUGUCUUGACAUUUGUUGUAUGCAAGACCCAUUCAUCCAUGGGUGCUGAUCUGAUCUUUAAAGGCCCAAGGAUCCUUUUUCGUUCUAAGUUGGCAUUCUCAUAUGCCAAAGAUUCAAUUAUUAUAUAUAUGUCUAGCUUCUGGGGCAGUUACCCCUAUUUGCACAGCCUUAGUUAAUCUUUGUAAAAAUUCACUAAAAGGUUCUCUCUGGCCCUGUUUAACCUUCAGAUAUGAUUCAACUCUUUCCUAGUUCCUGAAUCCUGUCCUAAGCAUUAAAAAGCUGCUGAGCUACAUAGGGACAAGGUGUGUUUAUCAUAAAGAGCUUGAUCCUGACGAUCAGAGUAAAGUCCCUCGCCCAGAAUUUGAUUUGGGAAAAUCUCAAGUCCUUUUUCUUUUCUUUUUUUGAUUGUUGUUGCUCUAAAUUUUUUGCCUUUUCCCUAAAAUAUCACCUCCAAAGCAACUGCGGUCCACUGUCUAGGACUGCUAAGGUAACUGAGUUCAGAACUUGUGGCCUUGCUUUGCUACUGGAAGCCCACAUUUUGACCAUUUCUCUAACAAAGGAUGAAUGUAGUCCAUAAGCUACAAUUGCCUGUUUAAUUUCCUUUAGAUCAGUCAUAUGUAUGGAUUCUCAUGCAUAUUUUUUGACUACCUUAGGGCAUUUUGUACCAGAUGCUCUUUCUGAUGCUAUUAUCGGAAAGGCAGGCAGAACUCUGGGUAAGGUAUCCUGGAGGUUUUUGCACACUGAUGAGGCUAAAUUUUGCCUUUGUACCUUUUGUCCCUGGUCAUCAAAUUUGAUAAAUUCCUCAAUCUUUUCAAAUCUAUUCACCACUGCCUUUUAAAAGUUUGGAUCUUCUGUCCAGUGUUCUGUUCUAAGGCCCUCUUUGAGGAUUCCAAGGUGUGAAGUCUGUCCAGUAGAAAUAAUGUCUCAUCCUUGGACAUGAGUUUUAUAGAAUGCAUAUUACCUUCCUGGAGAGACGUUCUAUCAGUCAAUCAUAGUCCUUUGAGAGAGUCCAAUUAAUACAUUCAAGAGUACGAAUUCUCUCAGACAAUGUCUCAACAUUAUCCUUCUCCAUAGUAGUGAUUUUCUUUUAGAAGAGUGGUAUCAGUCUGUAAGGACUUUACCAUUUCUAAAAGUGCCUCAUUCUUGGCGCUAUUAUCAAACCAUAUUUUUAAGGAAAGAAUAUGGAGGACAAAAAACUAAUCCCCAGAAUCAGGUACAGUGAUGUAGGAGGGAAAUCAUGUAAGUCUUGCAAAACCUCGUGAAUGGUAUAAGUGAAAAGUCUAUUGAAACCCUGUAUGGUUGAAUUGUUCGUAAUUUUGCCCUUUUAAGUUAUAAAUUUAUGAUUUAUAUUUUGAGUAUUAAAUCUUACCUGUGGUUUAGUUAGCUGGAUUAGGUGCAAUAACCAUUACCUGCCAGUAGGUGUCGCUGCACACUUGCAGUUGUGUGGCUGGCUUGAAUCUGAAUCUGGCGCUAAAUUCUGAAAUAUGCUCAAAUUAAAAACAAUUACUUAGUGCGAAUCACAGACUGUGUGCUCCGCGAAGGUCCCUGACUGGUCAGCGACCACACAAGCACUAGAAUAGCAAAAGCAGACAAGUUGUUUGAAACAGCGAACAGCUGGCUCAGACCAGCGAAGGCCGGGUCUCCAGGACAUCUCGACUGCUGAGCCCACCUAAAGCCGAACCUGAUCUGCUCACUGGCAGCCCUGGGCCACAGCUGCUCUAGGACCAGGAAAGGGACGCAGAGCGGUCGCCUGCGCGGAGGGCAGCUCUGGGCGAUAGCUCCUUGGCCUCUGCAAGUGCAGAAAAAGCUGUGGUUGCUGCGGGCAUUCAGGGGCCCUGGGAAAGCCUGUGUCCUGUCUGAAUUUCCGUGGUGUGCGACUUGCGGGACUAGUGGCCACUGCUCUUGCACCAUCAUCACACACCGCAGCCUGCAAGAAUGCGCUUCCAGCAGGACUGGGCCGCCCGCGCCCACACAUCAGGACCGGGAUUUUAAUAUCCAGCACGUUGGGCACCGCCUGUAGAAGUUAUGUAGAUAUGGAAAUAACCACGGUAGCUUAAAGUUAGACAGAUAUAUUUUAUUUAUUAUUAGGGGAAAACUCACACCACAGGAAUGGAAGAUCCAGGCUCUGCACAACCGUGGGGGAAGCUACACAGAGAGCGCACCUGGGUGGUACACAGGUUUUUAUCUCCGGGUCCCAGAAAGCCAGGCCUAAACUAGGUUCCACCUCUUAAAGAUUAUUGGUUAACAAGGCUUUCCCCAUCAGUGUAAGUCUCCCAUCUGCCUAAGUGUCUAGACUUGCAGUCUCCUGUCUAUUUAAAUUGUUCAAAGUGCAUGACCCUAAAAGAAACUUAAAGGUGAUAGUAUAUGCAAAAUGCAAAAUCUUUCUAGGCUGCCUACUCUUUGAGGAUUAGACAGAGAGAGAGAGAGAGAGAGAUGAAUGCUCUCAUAAAGAGUUUAUUAUUAAUUUCCAAAACGUGGGUAGUGAUUUCUCCCUGGGAAGACAUAGUAAUUCUAGAGCAUCUGCAUUUCCAGCCUCUUAGGAAGGUGUUUCUGAGACAAGCUCUUUUCUUUUGACUCAGGUGGCCUUGAUUUGAGACUAUUGUACUUCAGGUCAUGACCUUGUUGUUCUCUAUAUUACACCUGCAACAUUUGUAAAUUGAAUGACGGUACCACCUCAGCGGUUUAAAAUUAUUCAUUGAGUCGUGUGGUCGGCUGUCCAUUGCAGUUACAGGAGAAGGAUUUGCAUGUGGAACAUGGCUUCUGCCUCCAGACCAGAAUAGCAGAAGUGAAGCAGGGUAGGCAAUCCUGCUGCUGGAGUCACCAUUAUGAAAAAAGGACCUCAUUGUGGAAGGAGGAGUUCAGUUGUAAUUUCCCAGCAUGUAUUAAUUCAUGUCAGGUGGUUCAAGUCAGACCGGAUUGGUGGGUGUACAAUGUGAGAAAGUUAUCUUGAAGCCAUGAAUAACUGAAUUUUCAAUUAGGAAACUUUACUGACCAGUCCUCCUUCACACAUUUACAUCAAAUUAGAUGUUUGCAAAUCAGGAAAUUGUUGUUACUCUGUGAGUCAGGUUAGAGAUCUUAGCUGCCAACAUGUGCAUAUAUUCAAAAUCAAUCAAUCGCUUAUCAAUGGCCUUCCCUCUACUAGAGAAGAACCUACUCUUUUUCAAAGUCAUAUAGUUAAUCUUUUAAAUCUUAAAAGCACGUUAUUUUUAUCUUUUUAAAAAGUCACUUAUUGUCAUCAUGUUUUAAUAUUUUCUUUAUGUUCAUUAGUGCUCUCGUCUCUAUUUGUUUCUGUUCUCCAAUGUUUCUUGAUUAUUAAUAAUUUCAUUCCUUUUUUCUCAAGCACCAUUUUCAUGUGUUUAGAGCAAUAUCUUCCACAGCCCAGCUUGCCUGAAGCUAUGAAGUUGAGAAUUGCAUUGCUCACCUACUCCUGCCUCUGCUGCCCAGUGCUAGGAAGACAGUCCGACAACUUCUCACGGGCUGAGCCUCGACUGGUCUAAAGAGAACAGUGAAUGACUGUCCUUCAAUCUCUCUGACUUUUCCUGGGGAGUUACAAAUGAAGAAUGACCUGUGCAAGAAUUGUGUUCACUCACCAACUUUGAAUCUGAUGUAGGCACUGUUCAGAAAGGGAAUGGCAGGAAGGAGGGCGAGAGCUUUGAUCCUUUGGCAGUAGCUGAUGUUAGCAAUGUGGAGUCAGGUAAUCGAUUUUAGAUGCUCCAGAAAAGUCCUGAGUGGCCAUUUCUUCAGCUCCACAGACCUGGGCAAUCAAGAAUCUGGAUAAAGGACUGGCCACCAUGUAACCAAAUUACUGGAGUUACAUUAGUUCAACCAGAAUAGAAGAUCAUUAUAAAAAGUUGUGGGCCUGCCUUACAGGAGUGUUAUUUUUGAGGUUCAGGUUGACAGAAAGGCGACAACAGUCCUUGGUGUGCUCUCAUUCAAGUCCCUAACCUCCGGAGCUUAUGGCCCUAAAGCCUGUUCCAACUUUUCAAAAUAAUUAUUUGACAUGAAAUCUACAUCAUAUGUGGAGUCUCUCUCUUGCCUCCAAGUCCUACCAUAGCUUCUCAUUGUUUUCUAACCCGUGGCCUCGUUUUUGCUUUAACAACACGCACUGAUUAAAUGUGACCUGUUUGGCUGCUGGAAUUCAAAACUAAGAAGCAAAGGGUUGGCCGCACUGGACAUUGAGUGUGUAAGGGAAUGUAUGCACAAAGGACCCUGUGCCCUGGACAAGGAACAGGAAGUGCUCUGGGGGCAUAGAAGAAUGUGUACUAAACUUCCAGCUUUCCAGACUAUGACCCUGACUGCUGGGUUGGAAGGGCAGAGCUGGCAAGGCCUAUGCUGCCUGAGUCACUUGAUCUCUACUGUUUAUUAUAUGCUAAGGUCCAGCUGAAAUAGAAUGAAAUGAAAUUCAUUUUUCCUUCAUGCAACUGCUUAUUAUAUUAUCAGGCUUAGCUGGGUGGCCCUAAAUAAUGAGGGACUCUGGCAAGCCAUAGGAACAGAUGUACUAGCUUGCAGGUUCUUUUCAGAAUUCUUUGCUUCAGCUGUAGGGAGUUGUAAGGAAGACCAAAGCCAUGCCAUGGUGAGUGUGGGGUGCUCAGAGCAGGUCAGUUGUACUGUCAUUUCUGCUGGGACUUGAAUGGACCAUGAGCCAGACUGUGGUUUUGUUAGUCCUUGUGAUGACCUGGGUGGGAUUUCCUGGGGAAGGGAAGGCUCUGCAACCUUGACCUGGAGGAUAUGAUGCUUAUAAUAUCCACUGUCCAGUGUGCCCAUACAGGCAUUGUUGUGGUGCAUGGUGGGAAAAUGGAUUUGAAAAAGAAGGUCUGGUUUCUAGAGGUUCUGAAUAUUGCAUUCCACUUUGAGGUUUGUGUUAUGUUAUUAAAAGUUUACAAAGUUGUAGAAAGAGGAGAUGUGGAUCGUUUUUCAGAAAUAUUUUAUUAGAAUGCUUUUAACUUUCUGCUACCACCAGUCAGCAUGGUGUGACUCAUUGAUUCAGUUUAGUUCCUAUAAAUCAUAUAAAAGAUACAGUAGAAGCAAUUGCUAUUCAUUGCUGGGCUGGUUUGCCACCCUUUUGUCUGUGUAGCGCUGGCUAUCCUGAAAGCAACUCUGUACAAGAGAUUUGCCUGUGACUCAGAGAUCCCCUUGACUCUGGCUUUCAAAUUGCUGAGAUUAAAAGUGGGCCCGUAUUCCUGGCCUUAUUCUUUUUAUUUUAUUGUAUGUUGGACCUUGAAUGUAGGUAUCUGUCUACUUUUACCAUGUUGUUAGUAUCAUGCUCCCUGUUGUACACAUGUAUGAACAUUUCAGAAUGCAGUGACCUAUGAUGAUGUGCAUGUUGACUUCACUUGGGAAGAGUGGAUAUUGCUGGAUUCUUCCCAGAGGAAUCUCUACAAAGAGGUGAUGCUGGAGACCUACAGGAACCUCAUUACUAUCGGUAAGAUUAAAUCUUCCUUCAAGGUUUUAAAUAAGGGGACAGCUUUUCCUCAUUUUUUGAGCUCUUCUACAAUCUGAUUGGGAAAGAAGAGUGAGGUAAGUAAAUUGGGCAUGUUUCUAAGGUUUACUGAAGGUAGUAACUUGAAUUGUGUACAGUUUUCAAUAAUAUACCAUAUAUUUUCUGGUACUAUUUUUUAGGAUACAGUUGGGAAGACCAUAAUAUUGAAGAACGUUGUCAAAGUUCCAGAAUUCAUGGAAGAAAACCACCGAGUCCAAAGAAUCCAGAUCCUCCUUGAGAGUAAAGUGCGUUCCCAUCAAGCCAACACAGCAUACAGUCCAGACCCUGCCUCCAAGAUGACGAAAGCUCGGAGGGGAUAACAGAUCUUGCAGCAGCACAGGAGGUACUGAAUUUUUCACAUGUAAUUUGGACGCUAAAUCAGCCACAAAAAUGAAACGGGCAAAGCCCCUAUCAACCAUUAAUAAGAAAUUGACAAGUGUUCCAGAAUUACCUUAUAAAAAAGGACUACUCAACUCACCGCCUAAGCCAAAAGAAAAACAUAAUGCCAAGUCACAAUAUGAUAAGAUCGAACCAAUGGUCCUAAGGUCUCCACCCACAGGAGAAUCAGUUGUACGUUAUGCCUUGCCAAUACCAUCAAGUAAGACAAAGGAAUUAAUAGCAGAAGAUGAAAUGGUCAGGAGGAUUACCAAACACCUGAAGAUGGUUGUUACUGCUUUGGAAAAUACAUAUGGAACUGUGGAUGAAGAUGGAGAAAACACACUGACAAAACCUGAAGAGGAAGGCGUAUCUUUAUCUGUUGGUGAUGAUAUGAAUGCAUUCUUGCAGUACUGUUCACAGUUUGCAGCUCAGAUGGAGGAAGCAGUUAAGGAAGAACGUAACAUUUUGGAGUCUCUUUUCAAGUGGUUUCAGCAACAAGUCAACCAAAUAGAGGAGAUAGGUAAAGACCAAAGCGUUUUCGAAGGAGAUCUCCCACCAAAUGAAAAAACGCUGAACUUGAACAUCUCACAAAUAGUAAGACUGGUACAUAGACUUGAAGAUCUGAAAACUCGCUUGAAAGGGCGCAAGGGAUCCCUGCUGUCUAUACACGCGGAAAAAGACAUGCUACCAGGUUCAAUGAGAAGUUACGAAGCUAUAGAGAAGCAAAUCGAAGGAUUCAUAAACUCUCACUCAGCUUACGAAUCUCAAGUUGCUUCUGAAACUGAGCCAGGAGCUCCUUAUUCAGUGACUAAACGGAUGAACGUGAUGAUGAAAAUAUUUGAAAAUCAGGCAAAUAUGUUAGAGAGAGCUUUAAAUAAUCAGAAUAUAGUUGAGACUAAAUAUAAACAGAUGGAAACUGAUUUUCAGAUGUUAUUAUUGGAGAAAACCCUACUGGAGAGUGAAAUACAGAGGAUGAGAGAGUCAGAGAAAGCAAAGCCAUCAGGUAAAGAAGAUCGAACCAAGAGAUCCACAAGGCCAGAAAAGAAAAAAGAGAAAGAUUCAGAAAGGAAGUCUCCAAGCAGAGAACUUGAUCUGGUUCAAAUCCAAAAAGAAGCAGAAGAGCUGAAGAUGGAGAAGAAAGCCCUUCAGGAGCAACUGAAAUGGGCUUUGCAGGAAGCUGAAAAAAACAAGAACCAACUCAAAGACGUCCUACAGCAUGAGAUGGAGACGCUUAAAGACGAGAGGAGUAAAACCAAAGUGGAACGGGUUGUUAGUAGAUCGAAGGGUACGCUUGAGGAUUCCAAAUAUUCCCAAUCAAUGGAGAAAAAUGCCCAGCUGGGUAGACAACAGCAGAACUAUGACCAGGUGCCACCUGAGAAAAGCAAAAGCUUGGAGAAGACACAGCCUGGCGCUCCUGUUGUAGGCCCUUUAGCGGGUCACGAUGGUGUCCCAGGCGUGCCAGCAUUCCCACCAGAGAUCUUUAAGUCAUUUACAGCAUUGCCUUUUAUUGAAGACCACCUAGAAUUAGACUCGACCGAGCCGGAGGAAACAGAGAUGUGGUCCUUGGUGUCCUUUCCUAAUCUCGCUGAAGAAAUGGAGAAGGCUGAAGCAUCAGAACACAUCCUUUCUCACACAGAAGCAGAACAAGUUGAAGUUUCUUCUAAAAUGCCAAAUGAAAUUAUUGCACCAGAAGAUUUGCUACCAGAAGCCCCAGUAACUACAGUGAGGCAACUCUACAGCCAAGGGAGACGCAAACCACUUUUUAUCACCACAAAACCACCUGAACACUUGAAUUUAAUUUCAAGAACGCAAUCUGAAAUUGAGAAUCUUGAAGCCACCAGAUAUGAGAACGUGAUCACUGAAUAUGAAGAACAAGAUAAAAAGUUUGGCAGAGAAGACUCAAUAACAGACAUAAAGCCAAAGGAACAGAGCAGUUCUAAGACUGGGAGAUUAUAUUUAUAUACUCAUGAGGAGGAAUCAGAAAGGAUAGUCUAUGAAGAAUCAGCAAAAGCCAAAGUUCCAGCAAAGAAACCAGAUGCUUCUAAAGGAAAAGGACUUGCUCGAGAUGAAGGAACGCUCAGCCCUGAGAUUCAAGGUUCGCUAUCAAAAGCAGACGUGCAAACAAAGAAACAGAAAAUGCACAAAAGAGAAAGAUUCCCUGCCUCUCACGAAGUGCCAGACAGAAGUUUUGAACAUCAAGACUCCGACUUGAUAUUUGAGAUCCAGGCAAAGAAGCUAAGAAUUUUCAAACCAGAAAGUGUUCACAGUGAAGUAUCAGAUAAGAACAUCAGACUGGAAGAUCAGAAAACACAGUCAAGCUCCCAAGUCCAGUUACAGAAGCAAAAAUCACUGGGAGGGGAAAUAUUUACUAUUCAUUUUGCAGUGCCAGAUGAUGUCUCUACUCAUUUGCAUCUAGAGUCCUCAUUAGAAUCCCAGGCCCAAGCAGAGAGAGGAACAACUUCUGAGGAUGCGCGAUUCGGCCCCGUUCCUGUAGAAUACCAGAAAAAGGAUGGAUCAGCGGACAAUCUGUUUCCUGAGAAGAAACUUAUUAUAACCAGAAACCCGACUCAGAACAAGAAAUAUGCCUCUCCUCAGGAGGAAAGUGCAGAGAAUGAAAAUGUCAACAGAUUCUUUACAAAUGAAGACCUAGAAUUACAAUUCUUGGAUCGAAAAAGACGGAAAGCUGAGACCAAGUCCAUCACAGACGUUCAGGAGUCAUCCGAACCACCAACAACACUAAACCCAAUGAUUAGUGAGAUCAUAUUUCGCCUGGAUAUGGACAGAGUGAUUGAGAAUGACCUAGAAAACAUGAAGAAGACCUUUGAACAACAUUUAUUAAAAAGUGAAUUCAAGGCACUCUCCAAGACUGGACUUGAGAUGAAAAGCAUACUUUCAAGACCCAAACCAAAGGAGCCAGUGAAAACGGGAUGGCGUAAGCAGGAUAUGAGUUUAUCUCCGACGAAAGGUAUUACUCCAGGUUUGAGUUCAAUGAAAACCAAACCUCAGGAAAAUGUUAAUGCCAAGUACCACCCACCAAAGACAUUUCCAACAAAAGUGAUCAAUCUGUUACCCUUCACCAGUGAAGAGGCAAACAUGGAAAGCUCUACACCGUUUGAGAAUGUAAUUCCAAAGCCAUUCUAUAGGACAUCCAAGGGAAGUUCCGGCAUACCCGCAACUUUGCAGCAAUUACUAAACAGGAAGAUCUCAGGAGCUCCAAAACCAAACAAUAUAAACAAGCAAAACACUGAACUUGAAAAUCAGCUGCGUAUUUCGGUCACAUCUCCAAAGAAAUACGUGCAUAAAGGGCUGUCUAAAACGCCAAAGUUAAGAAAAAAAGGAGUUGAGUCUCGGAGUAACCUUCACACUUCGACAUCGUCCAUCAAGAAGCAGAAGCUUAAAGAACAGCAUAACCCUGUAAUGUCAAUUGAAAGAAGUGAUGAACUUCCAAACAAUAUGAAGAUGCUUGCCUCUCCUCCCAAAAUCAAAGUCCUUAAAGAGCUGUCCAAAACUUCACUUUCUAACAACCUGCGCAAGUCAAGGUCUGCUGCCAAGAAACUCGAGUUUGGAGAGCAACCACCGCCUGUAAACUUAAAUGACAAAGACGCCAUAAUUUACUAUAAUUUGCAUGGUUCCACCUCUGCCGCUAACAAAGACCUCACUGCAGAGCUGUCUAAAACAACUCAUUUCUAUGAUGAAGUCGGUCAGCGUUCCAGUACUGUGCACAUGUCCAUGUCCGCUAUGAGGAAACGUAAAACCAAAGAGACAUCUAAAACAACAAAUUUAGAGAAGGAAUAUGCUGAAGUUGAAAAUAGUCUGCAGACACCAAAUUUGGCUGCUUCAAUAAGUGAGCUGAAAGAGCCACGUAAAUCAGGUAACUUAUACAAGAAUGCUGAUGAAGAGACCAAUCUCCUGCACAUGUCAGCCUCCGCUUUAAUGAGAUAUUUGAUUAAAGAGGCAUCUAAAACUAGUAGCUUAAAGAAGGAAGUAGUCAAAGGAUCACGCCUUCUGCACAAAUCAACCUCUUCUGUGAAGAAGCGUUUGCACAAAGACAAGUCCAAGAUUAAAAACCUAGGCAAGAACGUUGGUGAAGGUACAUUCAUGCUGCGCACGUCCGCCACUGCUAAGAAGAAGCAAGUACUCAAAGAUCACUCUAAAACCAGUAAUUUAGAAAAGCAGACUAUUAAAGGGACAGGUAUUCUGCGCAAGUCGGCCUCGAAGAAACAUGUGCCCAAAGGUCUGUUUAAGUCUACAAACAUUGGCAGUAAAGGUGCUCAACUUCUAAGUAGUCUCCACACUUCAACUUCAACUACCAAGAAGAAUGUGCUUAAAGGGCAACCUAAACCUACAACAUUAGGCAAAAAAGGUGUUGACCGUCUAAAUAAUCUGGUUCCUUCAACAUAUGCCUCCAGUAAGGAUGUCCUCAAAGGACAGCCUAAGUCCGAAAACUCAGAUGAAAAGGAUUUUAAACUUCUAGAUAAUCCGCAACCUUCUGCCUCUGCUACAAGGAAGCAUCUUCUUAAAGAAUUAAGUACCAUUCUGUGAAAGUAUGCCGUACAUCCAUACUUGAGAGAAAGAAUCUCAAGGAUGAGCACCAGGAAGUUCAAGGACACGGGAGGCAAAGCACCACUGGGAACCCACGUGUGGGAAGCCUUGUGAGCAGAUGUGCAUAUGGAACAGCAGUGCAGAAGGCCCCUGACGGACAGGGUAGGACCAGACCGUGAGAGUCCUUCAGGGGCAGCAGAACUCCGCUCACUCUGUGAAACACUGAAACAGCUUGAAACAUUGAAACAGUCUAAGACCGCCCUCUUGUGGCUGACUUCCAACUUGCGCUGCCUAGCUAAGAUCCCUGCAGUACCUUCUGGCGAGGUGUAAAGGUAAUUAAACGACAUUU
Molecule: messenger RNA, 12052 nt
Organism: Alexandromys fortis (reed vole)
Lineage: Eukaryota; Metazoa; Chordata; Mammalia; Rodentia; Cricetidae
Gene: Ccdc7
Product: coiled-coil domain containing 7
Exons: 52
Coding region: 7174-11703 (1509 amino acids)
Source: RefSeq, a predicted model, not a curated record